AUGGAGUUAGGGAGAGCAUACAGCCGAACGGUCCUUCUGACGAUGAUGAUGUUUAAACUCGGAAUAUUCUGUACAGUGACAGCUGAAAAAUGCUUGUCUUCCCCGUGUCAAAAUGGAGGCACCUGUAUGGACACGAUGGAUGACUACGUGUGUAUCUGCCCUAAGGACCCAGUCUGGUACACAGGCAAAAACUGUGACGUCCUGUACGACGCCUGCACUUUUGUCAACUGUCCGAACUGUAUCAGCACCCCGGGUACUAAUGCGCACAUCUGCCCGUGCGUCGAGGGCUUUGGAGGGCCAAACUGCACUGAGAACAUCAACGAAUGCGAGAGCAACCCCUGCAGGGGUGUCAGGACGCACUGCGUAGACGAAAUUAACGGUUACUCCUGCUACUGCCCCAGCGGAUACGGCGGCGAAAACUGCCAGACGAAGGUACGCGACUGCUCAGACGAGCCUUGCUUUAACAACGCGACCUGCGUGUGGGCGCCGGACGGCUACGAGUGCCGGUGCGCGGCGGGUUUCCGGGGAACGAAUUGCGAGGAGGACAUAGAUGAGUGCCUAUCGCAGCCUUGUAAGAACGGAGCCAUCUGUCAGGACGGCGCGGACAGGUAUCAAUGCUUCUGCGUCCCCGGAUUUCAAGGUUACAACUGCGAGAUUGACAUCAACGAGUGUGCGUCCAGGCCCUGCGAGAACAACGGAACUUGCAUCAAUGGGAAGGACAGAUACACCUGCGAUUGUCUGCCUGGUUUUACUGGGGUGAACUGUGAAACGGAGAUUGACGAGUGUGAAGCCGCACCCUGCCAGAAUGGUGCCACCUGCCUUGACCACAUAGGCCUGUACAUAUGCCAGUGUGUGCCCGGGUACGAGGGCAUUAACUGUGAGCUGGACAUUGACGAGUGUGUCAGUGGGCCUUGCUUUAACGAUGGAGUCUGUGUGGACAUGGUCAAUGGCUAUGAGUGUGACUGCAGUGGCACUGGUUUUGUGGGUGACACCUGUGAAGAGGACAUCCCAGAAUGCUCCUCUGACCCCUGUCACCAUGCCGCCACCUGUCAGGAGGGGGUUAAUCAGUACACUUGUCUCUGCUGGCCAGGUUACACAGGGGAGAACUGUCAGGUGGACAUUGACGAGUGUGAGGCGGGGCCGUGUGAGAACGGCGGAGAGUGUUUCCAGCGUUCGGACCGGAGUCACUACAGAGUCCUGCCCGAGUUAGACCGCGAGUUCACUUACGAGCGUGCGGCCGGGUUCCUGUGUCAGUGUCAGCCUGGAUUUACGGGGGAAAACUGCUCCGUUAACAUUGACGAAUGUGAGUCGAUGCCGUGUGAGAACGGAGGGGAAUGUGUGGACCUGAUCAAUGCAUACCGCUGUGUCUGCUCUCCGGGGUUCACAGGUGUGCUGUGUGAGGUGAACAUUGAUGAAUGCGAGAGUAAUCCCUGUCAGAAUGGUGCGGCAUGUGAGGAUGGCGUUGAUGACUACCUCUGCCACUGCCCGGCUGCUGAAGAGGCUGAUCAGUUACCCUGGGGGGGCCACGACUGCGACACCCCUCUAACCGGCUGUGUGGACAAUCCCUGCCAAAAUGGAGGUACCUGUACGCCCACGUUGCAGGGGGAUGAGCACGGACACGUCUGCCAGUGUCCCCCCGGGUUCUACGACAACGACUGCAGCACGCCCACUGCCUUCUCCUUUUCUGCGGGGGGUUUUGUGGCCAUAAAAGUUCCCCAUAGCAACAGAACCCGGAGAGAGACGGACCCUCAGGGCGUCAGCGUCCAGCUCAGGUUCAGAACCACGCUGCCUGAUCUGAUACUGUUUUACAGAGGCAAUGCUGAGCAUUUCUGUUCACUGGAAAUCAUGGAUGGAGAACUCCACGCGCGAGCAGUAACAGAGGGCGUGGAAUUGAAGGUCCACAUCCCCGGGGCUUUAAACAACGGCCGCUGGCAUGAUGCCCUCGUGGUGUUGGAUGAGAAACUGAUCCUGAGCCUUGUGAAAGAGAACAUCACCGCCGACGAUGGAGAUCACAACCGGCUCUUGCUCUUCCAACCCCAGGCCCUUGAGACGUUGUACGUAGGAGGAGUCCCACGAGAGUAUUUGAACAACACAGUGACCAGGAAGGGAUACAUUGGUUGUUUGGAAGACCUGCUGGUGGACUCUCUGCCUAUUCUCCCCCAAAACAUCUCAUCAGAAAAUGCUGUGGACAUGCAGCUGGGUUGUGACAAGACUGAAUGGUGCCACCCAGAUCCUUGUUCUCAAAACGGCCAAUGUGUAGACCUGUGGACAGAGUACAGGUGCGACUGCUACAGGCCAUUCUAUGGAAACAGCUGUGCUGAAGAGUACACCUCGUGGACCUUCAGUCACGAGCGCAAUAAUAGUUAUGUUGAGUUCCGCAUCACCCAAAAUCAUGGAGAGAACUUCAGCAUAUCGUUUUUCUUGCGUUCACUCAAGAAAGACGGUCUCAUCCUCCAGCUGAAACGAGUUGGCCACGCUUACCUCACGGUCUUCCUAAGAGUUGGAAGGAUACACGUCUCCAUUCACUCGUCCACCAGAGACACCUUGGCCUACGUCAGUGAUGGGGUCAAGCACAUGGUCACCAUGGAGAUGAACCAACGAAUUAUGUACUUUAACAACGGCUCUGUGCUCUUCCGUCUGGUGGAUUUCACAGACAUCAGUGUAGAGGAAGGAGAUGUGGUUUAUGUUGGUGGUCUUCCAGCGAGAGAAGAUAUCUCGCGUUGGGGUGGAUUCUUCAAAGGCUGUCUUCAAGAUAUCCGCCUGGACAACACUCAGCUCUAUGUCUAUCAGAAUAACGUCGCCCUAAAACCACAGUACUCAAGAUAUUUACCAAGAGCAGUAUCCCACGUGCACGAAAACUGUAUUAGCGACAAUGUUUGCAGGGCGAAGCCCUGUCUGCAUGGAGGGGAAUGCCAGGUCACCUGGAACGACUUUGUCUGCUUGUGCCCACCCGGCUUCACGGGGAAAACGUGCGAAACUCGUGUGUGGUGUGUUAGCGACCCGUGCGUCAUGGGGAGUGUUUGUGUUGACCUAUGGGAUGGAUAUGAGUGCCUUGCCAACGCCACUUUCCAGAACAAUGCUCUGCGGUACACUGGCGGUGGCUCCUUGUCUGAGACCGUUGACAGUGUUUCCGUGGAGCUACGCACACGGGAGGAGAACGGUGUGCUCCUACGCGCCUCCAAUGGCCUGGAUCUCUUUUGCAUGGGCCUGUUCAACUCCUCUCUGCUGGUGAAACUGCGUAGUGGCAACAGUCUAGAGACGCUCGCUUUGACCAGCAACUUGCCCCUCUCUGAUGGGACCUGGCACAGAGUAGAGUUUCGCAUGGCUGAUCCCAGCCUCCCUGCGUCUCGCUGGCAUCUCGCUGUGGACGGGCAGACAGUGGAAACCAGCCUGGUUACCAUGGGCAACUUGGACUUCCUUAGCCACUCCACUCUGUUCCUGGCCGAGAACUACACCGGUUGCUUGGGUGACGUGAGGGUGGGUGGGGUAUACUUGCCGCUGGCUGGGGACAAGGAGGAACCUCAGGCAGCACGUUUUAGCCUGCUUGACGGGAUCAGACCCCACCUGGGGUGCAGAGGUGCACCUCUGUGUCAGUCCCAACCCUGCCAGAACAACGGCUCAUGCCAGGAUCUCUUCAACCAGUACAGCUGCAACUGUGCCCCAGGCUGGGAGGGAGAGUUCUGCCAGAACAAUGUGGAUGAGUGUGCUUCAGGGCCCUGUGCCCAUGGAGUCUGCAGAGACCUGCUGGCAGACUAUGAAUGCGAGUGUACCCCAGGCUAUGGGGGCAAGAACUGCCAGGAGGAUCUGAAUGAGUGCCUAGAGCACAGCUGCGAGAACGGAGGCUCCUGCCAAGACGCAGUGGGCACUUACACCUGCCUGUGCCCGCCUGGAUACACCGGACCGCUCUGCCAAUGGCCUUUUCCUCCUCCGCUGUGUGAAGAAGAUGUGAAAUGUGAGAAUGGAGGAGUCUGCACUGAUGAAAUCUGGGGGCCAAACUGCACCUGUAAGCCUGGCUUCAGUGGAAACAGGUGUGAGACAGACAUAGACGAAUGUGCGUCCAGUCCCUGUCUGAACAACGCCACCUGUAUGAACCGGGUGAAUCACUUUGAAUGCAUUUGUGUGCCUGGAUACAUCGGGCAGACCUGUGAAAUAACCAGGCAGCACCAGAGGGAUCAUUUGCCAUGGUUGGUGUUGGCCAUCCCCCUGGUUUGUCUGGCUGCCGUGCUUGCAGUGGUUGGGCUGACUUGCAUGGUUCUAACCGCUCGUAAGAAACGCCAGUCUGAGGGCACGUACAGCCCAAGCCAGCAGGAGGUGGCAGGGGCAAGGCUAGAGAUGGACAGCGUGCUCAAAGUACCACCUGAGGAAAGACUCAUCUGA
Chanos chanos (milkfish) is the source of this 4377-nucleotide messenger RNA. RefSeq names its product crumbs cell polarity complex component 2b (gene crb2b). Gene Ontology annotation, molecular function: calcium ion binding. NCBI's taxonomy places the organism in Eukaryota, Metazoa, Chordata, Actinopteri, Gonorynchiformes, Chanidae. The record is from RefSeq and is a predicted model, not a curated record. The transcript has 13 exons. Bases 1 to 4377 code for a protein of 1458 amino acids.